This is a messenger RNA of Cladophialophora carrionii CBS 160.54, 237 nucleotides long. RefSeq lists its product as uncharacterized. The transcript has a single exon. The coding region runs from base 1 to 237 and encodes 78 amino acids. Lineage: Eukaryota; Fungi; Ascomycota; Eurotiomycetes; Chaetothyriales; Herpotrichiellaceae. The record is from RefSeq and is a predicted model, not a curated record.
AUGCCCGUUGGAGAACCCAACAAUAUCGAAAAGCAACAAUAUCCGCCUUAUCGAUAUCCAAGAACUGAGGGUCAUAGAUGCUUCUCAGACCGAACGAUAUGCAGCAUUGUCUUACGUGUGGGGACCGACCACAGCCCCGAUGCUGACACGAGACACCCUGAUGCUGUACACAUCGUUCUACGGCCUAAAGCAGUGCUCGAUCCCCCGGUCCAUAUCAGACGCGAUGCAGCUUCUUAG